Vanessa atalanta (red admiral) is the source of this 1616-nucleotide messenger RNA. RefSeq lists its product as uncharacterized. The transcript has 3 exons. The record is from RefSeq and is a predicted model, not a curated record. Lineage: Eukaryota; Metazoa; Arthropoda; Insecta; Lepidoptera; Nymphalidae. Bases 107 to 502 code for a protein of 131 amino acids.
AAAAAAUAACUAAUUAAAUAAUCUAUCUCUAUCGUAUCGUAAUAUUAAUAGGUAAUAAAUAAUUGUAGUGUGCCAUUUAAAGUCAAUUCAAUAUUCUAACAAUAAAAUGUGGUAUCAAGAAGAGGAUGAAGAUGAGGACCUCUUGUGUUCGCCUGCUAUUUUGGCGAGACGAGCCUCUGAAAGUUGGAUAAACGUCCCACCUGUAGAGAUGUUAAGCACGCCACAAACGCUGCAACGAAAGAAGUCUCUGCCCGACGUGGCGGGCAUGCCGCGGCUGCCGGACGGCGGAGGCAUGUCCCGCGAGGAGGUGUCCGCGCUGGGCUCCGCGCGCCGCGAGGAAGUUCGCCGCAUGCACGAAGAGUCCGAAAAGCUGAGAGCCAACCCCCUCCUCUACCUAGUUAGUCCACAAGUGAAGGACUGGUUCUCACGGCAGCAAUUAGUGAUCCUAGUUUUGUUUAUCAACAUCUCGUUAGGUAUUAUGUUUUUCAAGUUGCUGACGUAGCGUCGGCGGGCGGCGCCGUCGCGCCUUCUAUCUCAGUGUAACGACACUCGUGUACAUAACAAUUGUAAAAAAAAAUAAACACAAAAACAAUAUCUGACGUGCAAAUAUUUCAAAUAGUACAUGAUUACUUUAAACACUUUUAAUCGAUCAUAACUCCUGUCCAAAAAUAAUAUCAUUUUAUGGAUUUCAAUUAGCCAGUGUACUUUUGUAAAAGUUGUGAAAGUGGAAAAUCAAAGACAAAUUAUGAGAAUACAGUGCAUCCUUACCCUCCCCACGUCGAGUCAAUGUAACUUCUAAUAGUGUGAGAGUGCGAUUUUUGUGACCACUAGACGAAAUUUCGAAUGUAAGCACGAUUUACUUAUGAACCUGCAUAUUGUAGGUUUUGCUCGUAUUAUAAUGUUAAAAGCUUGCCUUAUUAAGUAAAUUCAUUUAAGUGAAAAUAACAUCGUAAUGGAAAUGAGUGCGGUGAACGUAGGAAGUUCCAGGAAACGCAAUGAGACAUUUAUUAAUAGUAAACUAAAUGAUAAGAUAUUUACACAAAUUAAUAUUUUGGCAUAAUAUUAGAGUUUCAAUAUUUGACAGUUUAGUUAACAUAGCGUAGACUCAUCAAUAAGGAUUACAUUGAAAAUUGUAAACGCAGCAAUUAAAAAUUAUUUGCUUGUUUCGAAAAAUAUUAUAUACUUAGUAUUUUAUGAAAGAUUUUGGAAUCUUUUAAUAAAAAAAUCCUUACACAAAAAUGUUACCAUAAUUAUAUUUAAUGCUUAAAUUAAAAAAUCUUUUAAAGUGCUAAAUAUAUGAUAGAUUAGUUUACUAUUUAUUAUUUAACUUUAUUCAAUGUAUUGUAUUGAAUCUGUUACCCCAGUUUUUUAUAAAUAUUUAAAAUAAAUUUUGUAAUGUUUGGUGCGCGAUUAGAACAAAUUAUUUGUUCUUAAUUUCGUAUAUUUAAAUAUGAACAUAGAUUUACGAGAAAAAGAAAUCUAUUUCAACUUUCGAAAAAAUGAAUAUCCAAUUUUUAUACAAAUAGGUAAUACUUAUAAUUUUGUGUUGUAACUAUGUCAAUUUCUUGUAUUUGAAAUUUUUAUAUAAGAAAAUUAAAUUGUAUCAUAUUUAUUAU